AUGGCAACUGUGGUCCUUGGUCCAGCCGAUAAGCCCCCUGUUGGACACUUAGCUGGAGAAAUUAUGCUGUAUCACAAGCUGAAGGCAAUAUUUGCGCCACCCUCAGUAUUUGAGCAGCUAAUACUGGAGUCUCAAGCCCUCGAGCUUAUGAAAGACCUUGAGUUCUUGCUCUAUGCUGGAGGGCCAUUGAGUGAGAACACUGGAGGUAUCCUCAGCAAAAUGACUAACGUCUGUCAAUUUUACGGCUCGACGGAGACGAACGGCAUCCCAACACUUCUCGCUCAACGUGAGGAUUGGGCUUACCUUGAAUUCCACCCGUUCGCUGGCGUAGAAAUGCGACCAUCCGAUGACGAUGCUUUUGAAUUGAUCCUUCACAAUGACCCACAAGCCCGAGAAAGCCGGAGCUUCUCCUGUAAUUACCCAAACAUUGAAGAGUAUCAGUCCCGAGACUUGUUCAAACCUCACCCAACGAAGCCUCAUCUAUGGAGAUUCCAUGGUCGGAAAGACGAUAUCAUAGUGUUGUCUAACAGCGCUAAAAUCAAUCCCGUGCCUAGUGAGGCCAUCAUCACAGGCCAUCCUUUAGUGUCCGCAGCUUUGGUAGUAGGUUUUGGUCGUUUACAGCCAGCGCUGCUGCUUGAGCCAAUGCCCGAAGUCGAGCUAGCAAUCAGUGCUUUGAUCGACGAGAUCUGGCCUACUAUUCAAUAUGCAAAUCAGCAAGCUCGUGACUAUGGCCGUAUCGUUCGAGCCAUGAUAGUGGUCGCGAAUGUCAACAAGUCUUUUGAGAGAGCUGGCAAAGGUACUGUGAUGCGAAAGAUGACGACGGAAAAAUUCGCCUCUGAGAUUGAGGCAUUGUAUUCGGACCUUGAUCAGCCGCUCGGGAAGUCCAGUAUUGUACUGACUCGUCCGAAGGAGCUCUCACAAGUCAAACACUUCGUAAGUGCUUGUGUAAAUGAGACCUUUAAAGUUCCUGAGCUCGGCGAGCGUGAAGACAUCUUCGUACGAGGUCUUGACUCAAUUGGGAGCAUUGCCAUCACUCGGUCAAUCAAAGCUGGUUUUCCUAUGUCGGAUAAGUCGUGGCUCUCAGUUCAGACUUUGUAUGCUCAUCCAAGCAUUGAAAAGCUGGCAGAAGUCGUAUAUCACAAGUUAAAUCUGGAAUCAAGUACGGCUUCUCAAGCAAAUGGUAUCGAAACCCCAAGAAUUGCCGAGAUAUCAGCAUCAGUUGCGAAAUAUACCAAAACCCUUACCCCGAAGCUGAACGUCCUCCUGACCGGCUCGACCGGCUCACUAGGCACUCGUAUCCUUUCCAAUCUCAUUACAUCUCCAAGAAUCGGCCAAAUCACUUGCCUUAAUCGCUCUUCCAACGCCUCAGCGAGGCAGCAAAAAACAUUCAUGGCCUUAGACUUCCAACACGAAUUAUCAGAAGUCUCCUUCAUCACCGCCAGUCUCAGCUCUACACGUCUUGGCAUCUCAGAUGAAUCAUAUGAUGCCCUUGUUGCAACAGCAGACAUCAUCAUUCACAACGCAUGGCCUGUCAACUUCACCCAUACCUUCGCAACAUUCGAACCCCAUCUCAUCGGCAUCCGCAAUCUCAUCGACUUCAAUCUCCAGUCUAAGAAGAAUCCGCGCAUAAUCUUCGUCUCCUCUGCUUCUUCAGUGUCGAAUUACCACCAUGUCGACCGUUCUGCGAGCGCUGUGCCAGAACAUCUCGUCACCAAUCAUGUCGCCCCGGCGCACAUGGGCUACGCGGAGAGUAAAUACGUCGCUGAAUGCAUCCUCGGCGAAGCGGCGAGGCAGUGUGACGUUCUCGUUAGUAUUCUCAGAGUGGGACAGAUCGCAGGUGUGGUCUCUGGGCCAGGUAUAUGGAGCAAAAAUGAGUGGAUUUAUGCGAUGCUGAAGAGUUCGAAGACAUUGCGUUGUUUGCCGACGGAUCUAGAGCAUGUGGAUUGGGUUCCUGUGGACACUGUUGCAAAAUUUGUCAUGGAUAUCGUAGCCUCGCAGAAAGAUGUUGGAGCCAAACUUGACGUCAUGAAUGUAGUCAACCCUCAUCCCGUACCCUGGAGCCAGUUCGUGCCCGCCAUUCUUGCUCGUCUUGGCCAAGAGGAAGUCAAGGCUGUGCCGAUGAGCGAGUGGGUCAACAGACUUGAAAGGGCAGAGAGGGAGAGCGAUGUUCAAAACAAGAAAGUGCUUGAUGAAUUGCCAGCGCUUAAGAUCAUUGAUUUCUUCCGGAUGGUGGCUCAACCGCCGUCCAUUAGGCUUGCUACGGACAUGGCUAGAGCAAGAAGUAAAACAUUAUCAAAUUUGGAACCCGUCAGUGAGGCUUGGAUGGAUAUCUGGCUUGAGAGGUGGGGUCUUUAA
Messenger RNA from Bacidia gigantensis, 2355 nucleotides. RefSeq lists its product as uncharacterized. The coding region runs from base 1 to 2355 and encodes 784 amino acids. The record is from RefSeq and is a predicted model, not a curated record. Lineage: Eukaryota; Fungi; Ascomycota; Lecanoromycetes; Lecanorales; Ramalinaceae. The transcript has a single exon.